Molecule: messenger RNA, 4549 nt
Organism: Malaclemys terrapin pileata
Lineage: Eukaryota; Metazoa; Chordata; Testudines; Emydidae
Gene: BORCS7
Product: BLOC-1 related complex subunit 7
Exons: 5
Coding region: 23-352 (109 amino acids)
Cellular component (GO): BORC complex
Source: RefSeq, a predicted model, not a curated record
CGCAGGCUGUGGCAGCCCCAAGAUGGCGGCGGCUCCGGCAGGGAGCGCGGCCGAUGCCCAGGCGCGGUUCGGCCGCUCGGUGAAGGGGCUGCUGAUCGACAGGGUGACCGGCUGCGGCACCGACGUGAUCGCCCUCACCAAGCAGGUGCUGAAAGGCUCGCGGAGCUCCGAGCUCCUGGGUCAUGCUGCUAGAAACAUGGUGAUGCAAGAAGAUGCCAUCCUGCACUCGGAAGAUAGUCUAAGGAAGAUGGCGAUCAUAACCACUCAUCUCCAGUACCAACAAGAAGCUAUUCAGAAGAACGUCGAGCAUUCAUCAAAUCUUCAGGACCAGCUGAGUCACCUUCUGAAAUGAAGCAGGGGAAGCGAAGUACCCAGCCCACCUAGCGGGAGCUGAUGGGACGACCUGUGUCGGUGGAGCUCCAGAGUCUCUUCCUGCUUCAGCCGUUACAUUGCAAGGCUGAGCUGUGCUGAAAGUCAGCUGUGAAAAUGCAGCGUGUAUGUUACUGAACCUGCAGGGCUCUGUAACCUACUCGUCACAAACUCUCCCCAUACUGGAGGCUAGAUCACUUGCUUGUGCUUAAUUUAAAGCAGACUUUACCAAAACCUGCCUGUGACUAACACUUUUCAUGUCCGUUUUCUUUUCUGCGCAAUGUACUGUUUGAAUAGCAGUUUCCCUCUCCCCAAGGCAUUGUGCCUGUUCAGCUAAUGAAUCAAAGGCAACGUGUGUUGUUGUUUAUAUUCAGCCCAAUGCCAAACACAUGACUGAGGUCCCAUUCAAACCUAUAUGGUUUUCCUGGGCCCUCUGCUCUAGGGUGAAUUCCCCCUUGUCUAUAAUUUCUGCUGAAUAUGGACCUGUUCUUCACAAAGUUAACCGGAGCGGUGACGGAGAUGCACUGCCCAACAGCUUGAGUUGUACAGUUCCAGCAUUCCCCACCCCCAAAGUACAGAAAGCAGGGCCAGCAUUUCCACAUGGGAACCUACAUUCACAUUUCGACACAAACCGUCAUCCUUUUUUUCCGGAGAAUUGAGCUGCCACCACUACCAGUUUGGUCAGUGGACGCUGCGUGCGCUCAACAUCUUUGGAAAUCAGUUGCUUAAAUAUGGCUUUAGGUACCUAAUUUGGGCCAGAAUUUUCAAACCCAGGUGCGUAGGUACAUACAGCAUGUGAUGACGUGCCUGGUCCUUUGUCACGGGAGUGUCAUGAGUGUCAUUAGCACUGGGCUGUUCCUUAGUUUCUGUGUAUAUUGUAAAGCAGGGGGGUUGGAAUGUUAUCUCUCUUGCCAGUACAUCUGCUGUCUGUUUUGGCCUUGAACUGCAUUCCUCCUAUUUCAUUGCUGUUAUGGUUCUUGAUUAAGCAGCCUUGGAUUCAUUAUGUAACCGUGUACAGAAUCAGUAAACUAUUCAGAUAUACAGCUGUGAGGUACUAACAGUGUGUUUAAAGGAUGCCCUCAAUGGGCCUGCUUCCAUUAAAGUCAGUGGCAAAGCUCCCAUUGACUUUAAUUUGGGCCCAAGACAAAUACGCUGUAUGGUGGUUGCUGGGUUUUUUGUAAGUUGCUUUCCCAUGUCACUAAUAGCCUCUCCACUUACUCAUAGGAGAAGCACUUUAUUCACUGAGUGUGCUUUUCAUCACUUUUUAAAAUUGCAUGCAGCUUGAUCCGUGAGAUUAGAUGAAAUAUUUCUAUCUGAUGAGGUUUCUAUAGAGAGAGACAAGACCUACUUCUAGGGGCGAACGAGACAAGCUUUCGAGCUAUGCAGACAGGGUGAUGGAACAGUUUGUAGAGUGGGGGAGCUGAGAGCCAUUGAACCCAACUGUAAACCCUGUACAUCAUGGAAACCACUUCAUGCCAGGGGGUGCUGCACCCCUCGUUCCAGCACCUGUGUAUGCAGAGCUUUCCUUUGGGUCUGUUUCAAAAGUCCGUUUCACUUGUGAGUCUCCUGCCCAAUGCAGUGCAGGGAGGUUGGGCUUUCCACAUGGCAGAGGAAGGGUUAAAAAACACAGGUGCUGUUUUGAGUUAUUUAUUGUUUUUAAUUCUGAGAAGAUUUCUAUUCCUAGUUAGAUAUUUUCAUCUCUUUUUUAAUACAAAGCCUAUAGUGAGGGUGUCAUUACGGUACAGCGCUGUAGCUAACUGCUGAGGGGGACUAGUCCAGAGGAUACCGGCAGAUCCAAUGGCCCGAAUAGGUUGACAGUUGGUGCUAUAUCUUGUGUUUUGCUUGCCCCUUCUGCACAUGGGGUGUUAGGUUAAUUGUUAAGAAAAGCCCCUAGAGGAAUUUAAAAAGAGCUGGUUUUUAUGCAGUUGCACCAGCAGGCAUAUUCCGAUUUGUUUCAGGGCAUCACCUGCAUCCGGCUGUCUCUUGCAUGGUAUUGAUUGACGCACACUUGACCAAUGGAAACCAUAAUUAGAAUAAACUGAUUGGCUAAUCAGUGCUCCUGAGCAGGAUGCUUUCCUAGCAGCUACUGAGAGCAGAUUAAUCUUUCCUUGGGCCUCUGACACACCACAGUCCAUUCAGCAUUCUGCCCUUGGACACACCAGUUAACGCCAGUGGCCUACCUGGGACUUGUGCAUGCAGAUCGGAGAGCAGAACUGAGCUCCAAGUCCCUAGAAGUGCUGACACCUGCUUUGUAAAAACAAAAUUUAUCUUGACUCGUACUAAAACUGCAACAGCUGCUGCCCUGAAAUUCCAGACCCUAGGCAGGCUAGUUAUUGAAUGUGCAGGUCAAGGACUUUCCUUCACCAGUUUCCCCCUGCGGUGUUUCUCCCCAUAUCCUGUAGGUCUGUCAUCUCAAGAUGAACCCCUGCAGCAUUGCUUUGUUGGGUGAGAAGGGCUGGACCAGUCCAGCUUUUCCUGGUACAUGUGUGACAGUCAGGAUCCAGACACCCCAUGGGGAGAACAGAAGGUUUAAACCCCAAACAUGAGCAGUUGAACCAACUGAUUGCACAUUGUACUAUAAAAGUGUAUCAGGGAAGGUCGUUUAUGAAAGCAGGUUAUUCUCUGCACUUGAUGGUCAUUAUGAGAUAUGUAUACAGAUUGGUUAUUCAUUUAUAUAUCUGUGUAUAUAGAAAACUGUGCUCGUAAACUUCAGCUCCACUUCACAGCAGAGCAGUAAGGCUGGGAGGAGCAUCUCCCAAGACUACACUUACAAACAUACAGUGGCCCAGCUGUACCGAUACAGCUGGGCUUCUGUAAGAGCACUCGUGGGGCUGCGCUAUGCCGAUGGGGGAGAGCUCUUCCAUCAAUGUCAUAAAACCAGCUCAAUGAGCGGUGGUAACUCUGUCGGCGAGAGAGUGUCUCCUGCUGCCAUAGCGCUGUGCACAUGAGCGCUUACGCCGGCAAAACUUAUGUCGCUGGUGUAGACAUGGCCUGACUUCGGGUACCCAUCUGUUGCCUAUCCCAGGAAAUGGCGGAUCAUUAAAGUUAAUGGAAAGACAUUAAGACAUCCCGGCUAGAGUUUCUUCCAUUCUGAAUAAUCAUGAGUAAGGCUGUAUGUCUGUCAUGGAUUCCGUGACUUUCUGUGACCUCUGCAGCGGCCGGUGUGGCUGGCUCCGGGGCUGCCUGAACAGCUCGGGCAGCCCUGGGACAGCAGCAGUUUGGGUGUGGGAAGGUGCUGGGGUAGCGGGGUGGGGUGCAGGGCGAUGCUUACCUCUGCGGGGGGGCUCCCCAGAAGCGGCCAUCAUGUCUCUGCAGCUCCUAGGCGGAGGGGCCAGGGGGCUCUGUGUGCUGCCCCUGCCUGCAGGUACCGCCCCUGCAGUUCCCAUUGGCUGCAUUUCCCGGCCAAUGGGAGCUGUGGAACCUGCGCUUGUGGUGGGGGCACUGCACGGAGCCCCCGAUGCCUUUGCUCCCCCUAGGAGGUGCAGAGGCAUGCUGGCUGCUUCUGGGGAGCUGCGUGGAGCUGGGUAGAGAGCCUGCCAGCCCCGCCAAGCCGUCCGUCCCCCCACCCCCAGGACCAGUGGGAGUCCUAGGCCUUGUGCUGCCGCCCGCCCCCCCAUAUCAGCAGUGGUCCUGGGUUGUGUGCCGCCACCUGCCUCCCCCCAGCACCCGCAGCGCCCCUGGACCACCCCAGCAGAGCACCCGCAGCCCCUUGGCCCAAGUUUUAGUCAGGGGUGUAUAGUACAAGUCAUGGACAGGUUAUGGGCCGUGAAUUUUUGUUUACUGCCUGUGACCUGUCCAUGACUUUUACUAAAAAUACUCAUGACUAAAACGUAGCCUUAACCAUGAGUCACGGUGCCAGGAGAGACAAAAAAAUGGGGGAAGGGAAAGGAAGACUUGAAACUGAAGUCUUCCAGAAACUGAGGGACAGGCUGUAGGCGGGAUGCGCUCUGUGAAAUGGUGGAUCCUCUAUAUAGUUAGGGGGUAUGCUGGGAUCCUUCAAAGGCAAUAGAUAGUUUGUAUGAGAAAAGGGAUUUUAUCUACAAUGGAAGCGUAAAGCCUGAAGUUUCCUCUUCAUGUUUAUUUGCUGUAUAACUUGUACAUGUUUGCUUCCCUUACUAUUUUGUCAUUGAGUUUGUGGUUAUUCUAUUAAAUGAACUUUUUGUUUAUUUUUUACCCCCAA